AUGAACACCACGGCACGCUCACAUCCAACGAGACACAACGUCGGAUUGAGAAAACAACCAACCACAGAAGACAAAGACAUCAUACAAAGGACCUUACAAAAAUUCAGCAAAAAUACCACACAGAUACAGCAGAAAUCAAAGCGAAAUCAAACAAAAAUACAAGUCAAGCCAUCAAAAGACACAACGAGGAACCACCAAGGGAGCGACAGGUGCACACAGGGAUCCCCACAGAGGGACCCCCGAGACGGUGCCUACCUACGACGAGCGCAGGCAGACACCGCCAAAGUGGCGCUGGAUGUGGUCAGCGUUCAUCUGAUGGACCAGCGCCGCAAAGCGACCCUUCCACCGGGGAACAAAGGCCUCAUCCAGCCCCGGCUGGUACACACCACGGGCCUCGGCGCAGCGGGCGAGCUGACCAAGCAGAUCCACAAAGGAGGAGGCGAACCCACCGGUUGUCGUCAUCGCCGCAGGGACGAUCAGAGUUUUUCCAUGGUUGAAACCGGUGUAGUAGUCGCGCUUCUCCUUUUCGGCUCGGCGAAGGGCAGCGCCCACCUUGAUGCAGGCUUGCGAGCCGAAAAGGAGAAGCGCGACUACUACACCGGUUUCAACCAUGGAAAAACUCUGAUCGUCCCUGCGGCGAUGACGACAACCGGUGGGUUCGCCUCCUCCUUUGUGGAUCUGCUUGGUCAGCUCGCCCGCUGCGCCGAGGCCCGUGGUGUGUACCAGCCGGGGCUGGAUGAGGCCUUUGUUCCUCGGUGGAAGGGUCGCUUUGCGGCGCUGGUCCAUCAGAUGAACGCUGACCACAUCCAGCGCCACUUUGGCGGUGCCUGCCUGCGCUCGUCGUAG
This is a messenger RNA of Monosiga brevicollis MX1, 846 nucleotides long. RefSeq lists its product as uncharacterized. Gene Ontology annotation, cellular component: nucleus; preribosome, large subunit precursor; nucleolus. Gene Ontology annotation, molecular function: protein binding. Gene Ontology annotation, biological process: ribosomal large subunit export from nucleus; ribosomal large subunit biogenesis; ribosome biogenesis. The transcript is spliced from 2 exons. The record is from RefSeq and is a predicted model, not a curated record. Lineage: Eukaryota; Choanoflagellata; Craspedida; Salpingoecidae. Bases 1 to 846 code for a protein of 281 amino acids.